GCCAAUGGAGGUGGUGCUGGAGUCGGGUCGUCUGGUGGUGGAGUGGACAAGGGGACCAUGCCAUGUCCGGCUGAGCAGCAGCAGCAGUAGUCGCAGCAGCAGCAGCAGCAGCAGCAGCAGCAGCAGCAGCAGCAGCAGCAGCAGCAGCAGCAGCAGCAGCAGCAGCAGCAGCACAGCAGCAGCAGCAGCAGCAGCCAGCAGCAGCAGCCAGCAGCAGCCAGCAGCCCCAGCCCAGCAGCCGCCGCAGCCCAGCUGCACCAGCUGCAGCAGCCGCUGCAAACGAGGCAGGCGAGCGUAGGAGCUUCUGCCUUGUUUAGCCUUGGUGC
Molecule: messenger RNA, 326 nt
Organism: Closterium sp. NIES-67
Lineage: Eukaryota; Viridiplantae; Streptophyta; Zygnematophyceae; Desmidiales; Closteriaceae
Source: the annotation of a GenBank genome assembly